This is a messenger RNA of Parastagonospora nodorum SN15, 1106 nucleotides long. RefSeq lists its product as hypothetical. Gene Ontology annotation, molecular function: zinc ion binding; metallopeptidase activity; integrin binding. Bases 1 to 975 code for a protein of 324 amino acids. The record is from RefSeq and is a predicted model, not a curated record. The transcript has 3 exons. Gene Ontology annotation, cellular component: cell surface; fungal-type cell wall; extracellular region. Lineage: Eukaryota; Fungi; Ascomycota; Dothideomycetes; Pleosporales; Phaeosphaeriaceae.
AUGGUCGCUUACUCCUCUCUUGUGCUCCUUGGAGCUUCGGCCGCGGUUGCCAACCCCAUCUUUCCCCGCCAGGCUGCUGCCUCAAGUGCCCCUGUGGCAGCUGUUGCCCCGGCAAGCACCGCUUGGGACGCGGGUGCCGUGAAUGAGUACCCCAUUCACGCCUCUUGCAACGCUACCCAGAAGGCCUACAUCAAGAAGGGUCUGCAAGAGACCGAGACCAUCGCCAGACAUGCCCGCGACCACAUCCUGCGCUGGGGCAACUCGUCCGCAAUCUACAAGAAGUACUUUGGAGAUGCUGCCACUGGCGAGCCUGCUGGUUGGUUCGCCAAGAUCGCCGACGGUGACAAGGCUGGUGUAGUAUUCCGCUGUGACGACCCUGACCAGAACUGCGCUACUCAAAAAGGAUGGGCCGGUCACUGGCGUGGUGCCAACGCGUCAUCCGAGACUGUCAUCUGUGACGUUUCCUAUGAGACCCGUCGUUCUCUCGAGGGCCUCUGUGGAUUUGGCUGGACUGUCGCGACCGGUGCAACAAACUUCUACUGGGCAGGCGAUCUUCUCCAUCGCCUGCUUCACAUUCCCAAGGUAGGCGAGGGCGUUGUCGAGCACUACAGCGUAGGCAAGUACCCAGGCGUGCUUGAGUUGGCCAAGGAGAACUCAACAUACGCCGUGCGUGACUCGGACACCCUCCAGUACUUCGCCCUUGAGGCCUACGCCCAGGAUAUUGCCGUUCCCGGUGUUGGAUGCGCCGGCAAGUACACUGCCACCUCUUCCUCAGCCGCCGCUGCUUCGACGUCUCGCGCUGCUUCAGUCAGUGCUGCGCCCGCCAGCGCUUCCGCCACGCCCACUCGUGCUGCUGCCACAUCUGCGGCCGCCACCUCUACCAAGCCUGCUCAGGCUGCUCAGUCCUGCACUCCCCACGAUGACCACUGGCACUGCCCUCCCGGCGUCCCCGAGCCAGCUGGCCCCCCUGCUUAGAGUGGUGGGUGACGAAAAGUUUGGUUCUAGCCUCUGAAUCCGCGCCCAUGGUUGGGAAUCGUGGCCCAGAGUGCUGGUCCGUCACGAUAUUCAUGUUUAUAGACCCUAAUGAUAAUUACGAUCAUUCUCCA